Phaedon cochleariae (mustard beetle) is the source of this 2748-nucleotide messenger RNA. Lineage: Eukaryota; Metazoa; Arthropoda; Insecta; Coleoptera; Chrysomelidae. The record is from the annotation of a GenBank genome assembly.
AUGGGAAGGAAAGCAAAAUUCAAUAAGGAAGGUGAAAUGGUCAAGAAGGGUCCAGGAAAAAAGGCGAAAAAGCAAAAAGAUCCAUCUUUUCCAAAAACAUUACAAGAUAAUGAUAUUCCAAAAAAUUUGAGUCACAGGCAGAAAUUAAGAGCUAGAAAGAGAUUACAAAAGGCUGAAGCACUGAAAGAGAAGAGAAAAUUGAACUCAAAAAAUAACAAUUCUCAAAAACCCAAGCUGAAUAAGGCUAAAGAAAUUACAAAUGAAGCAUCAGACAGUGAGCCUUCAGAAGAAUUUGAAAUUGAUAGUGAAGAGGAUUUUUCAAAUUGUGAAGAGGAUGUUGAAAUGAAACCAAGUAAGGGCUUUACUGAUGACAACAAAGCCUGGUUGCAACCCAAACGAAAAAUAAAGAAAGCAGAAUCUGAUGAAGAAGUAUCUUCUGAAGAAGAUUCUUCUGAAGAAGAUACUUCAGAUGAAAUAAAUGAUGACAAAUCAGAGGAAGAAACCAGUGAGAAACUGGAAUCCCUGAAUGACCUCUCUGAGGAAGAGUCUGAAGGCCAAGAUGAAUUCUCAGAUUCAGAUGGGUCAAAAGAUGAUGAUGAGGAAGAUUUACUUCCUAUUGAAAAACAAAGCAAAAUCCUGAGGAGGGAACAGAAGGUAGAACGUGAACUUGCUGAGAAAGAAAUGGAACUCAAUGUUGCUAGCCAAGAGGCAUUCAAAUUCCCAACAAAAGAUCAAGAUGUCACUAGUUUACAAGAAGUCCAACAAAGAAUAAGAGAAAUAAUAGCUGUUCUAACAGACUUCAACAAGCUUCGUGAUGUGAAACAUUCACGCUCAGAUUAUUUAGAUAUUUUGAAAUCUGAUCUGUGUACUUAUUACAGCUACAAUGAAUUUUUGAUGAAUAGAUUCAUGCAACUAUUUCCUCUUUCUGAACUCUUGGAGUUUUUGGAGGCCAGCGAAGUACAACGUCCUCUCACAAUAAGGACCAAUAGUCUCAAAACAAGAAGAAGAGACCUGGCACAAGCCCUGAUCAACAGGGGCGUCAAUCUGGAUCCAAUAGGAAAGUGGAGUAAGGUGGGCUUGGUUGUGUAUUCUGCGCAGGUACCCAUGGGGGCCACGCCAGAAUAUCUUGCUGGGCAUUAUAUGAUUCAAGGUGCCUCGAGUAUGCUCCCUGUGAUGGCAUUAGCUCCUCAGGAAAACGAGCGCAUACUCGAUCUGGCUUCGGCUCCUGGCGGGAAAGCGUCCCAUAUCGCCGGUAUAAUGAAAAACACCGGCGUCUUGUUCGCCAACGACGUGAACAAAGAUCGAAUCAAAGCCGUGGUCGGCAACUUCCACAGAUUGGGAGUCGUCAACUCCGUCAUUACCUGCAUGGACGGAAGGAAGUAUCCGGAGUAUAUGAAAGGGUUUGACAGAGCUCUCCUUGAUGCUCCUUGUACGGGUACCGGAGUCGUGGCUAAAGACCAAAGCGUCAAAACUAGCAAAGACGAUCUGGACAUCCAGCGCUGCUACAACUUGCAGCGUCAAUUACUUCUAGCGGCUAUCGAUUGCGUCAACGCGAAAUCUUCCACCGGCGGCCAUAUUGUCUAUUCGACCUGUUCCGUGCUCCCAGAAGAGAACGAGUGGGUUAUCGACUAUGCGUUGAAGAAGAGAAACGUAAAACUGGUGGAAACCGGUCUGGAUUUCGGCACCGAGGGAUUCGUGAAUUACAGGCAUUACAGGUUUCAUCCUACCAUGAAGCUGACCAGGCGGUUUUAUCCACACACCCAUAACAUGGACGGGUUCUUUGUUGCCAAGCUGAAGAAGUUUUCUAACGUCAUUCCGGCUACCACGGACGUGGGAACAGAAGAAGAAGAAGAGGAGGAAACGUCAGUUGGAACGACAGAAGAAGAUUCAGAGGAACCAAUCAAAAAGAAGAAGAAACAAGAACUGGUGGAGAAAAAUGGAGUUGAGACGUACGCAAAGAAAGCAAAACCUGAAAAAUUCAAUCAAAAAAAUCUGAAGGUGAAAGAAAAACAGCAAACCUUGAAUGACAAAGGGAGAACUAUUAAGAAGAUGAAGAAAAAUUCACAAAAUGGUCAAAUCAGUGGGAAGCAGCAAAAACUUGGGCCCUUAGCACCAGCAAUUGAAGAAGAAAAGUUGAAAAACAAGAAGAAUAUCAUCCAGAAGUCAACGUUCAACAAGGAGUUUUCUUCACCUGAAAACUUAGCUGCUAGAAAAAUAGUUUCAAAUGACGCGUUACAUAAGAAAAACAAGAAAACUAAACCAUCUGCCGCUGAGAACCUGGUAAUGAAAGACAAACUGUCUAUGACAAAGAAGAAGAAGAACGCAUUUCCUAAAAAUUCUGUCAAUGCAAAUGUUUCGAAUGAUGGAGUACUCAAGAGAAAGAAUAAGAACGCAUUGUCACCUAGAAAAUCCGAAACUGAAAAGGUUUCAGAUGAUAAAGUUCUUCGAAAAAAGAAGAAGACCUCUUCACCUCAGGGAUCAAGUACUUCAAAUGAGAAAAAGAAGAAGAAACUAUUGAAUUCCACUGACUCUACUGGAAGCGAUAUAGUUUUGAAUAAAACUUCUAUAAGCAAAAUUCGAGUUGAUAGUAAAAAAGUUGAGUGGGAUGAUGUGCCAAUGGAAGCUGUGAAAAAAUUGGGUGACAAAUUGAAGAAAAAACAUAUGAGGAAAAAGUUGGGAAAUCUGGGGAAACCUAUGAAAGUAGAGAAAAAAGGGAAGUUGAAUAAACAGAAAGGAAAGAGUAGAUGA